AAUCAAACAUUUCUCCAUAAUCAUGUGACCCUCGUUCCAGAAAUUGCUCUUGUUGUUCCAGAAUCACCCUCGUUCCUCAAACCCAUAACUUCAACUUCUCUCGUCACUCCUCAAAUCUGGACUCGCUAUUCUUCACACCCAAAAAGAUCUUGCUGCUCAUCUCAAAUAACAAAAGAUUCAUCACUGUUCUACGUUUACGACAUUUUCGGGGUUGUUGCGUUCUUGCUUCUCUGUGCUGUUGUGUUGCUGCUUCUUGCGUUGGUGUGUUCAGGAAUAUCUCAAAGAAAAACUCGUGGGAGAACUUUGUGCAAAAAGAUUCAUGCAAGAACUUUUGAAGAGCUAGUAGAAGUGACCUAUAAUUAUGUUGACCAGCCUACCGGUCCCACUAAAAAAGUGGUAUCUGACUUGAGCCUCUUCUUGGGAACAUUGGCAAGGAACUUAACAUUUUGUCCUCUAAAAUAUACCAACUGGUCAGCAAUGCCAGAAAAAAAUAAAAACCGUGUAUGGAGAUAUGUUAAUCGGAAGUUUAUCUUGUCAGUUGAAGCACGAGAUUGGGUUAAGACUACUGUUAGAGAUGCAUGGAGAAGAUAUAAGCACAAGAUUAAGAAGAAUCAUUUUCUGAAGUAUCGCAACAUGACCGAAAGACUUAAACAUUGUCCUCCAAAGGUGCCAAUAGCUCAUUUUAGGGAGCUUUGUGAAUUCUAUAGUAAGGAGCCUAUACAAGCAUUGGCUGAAAGUAACGCUAAAAAUAGAGCUCAACUGAAGUGUCUGCAUCGAAUGGGUCCCCAAAACUUCUCUCUGACUCGUGAAAAACUUUGUGAAAAAGGAAAAAAGAGAACCCACUCAAUCAGAAAUGUUUUUUUGAAACUCGGAAAGGAAGUAGAGGAAAGCAAUUGGAUGAAGAAUCUGGAAAAGUAUUUUCCCAACUUCAAGAAAUGGUUGAAAAGAAAGGAAGUGAUACUGAAGCUCUUAAAGCUGUUAUGGGAAAGGAGCGUCCCGGCAGGUUACGUUGUUAUGGGAGAACAGUAACUAAAACUUCCUUAAAGCGAAAGGUUGAGAUUAAUGCUAAACAAGCACAUAGUCAAGAGGUAUCUACUUUAAGGCAUGAAUUUCAAGAUCAGAUUGAUAGAUUGCAAAAUGCGUUUAAGACUGUCAUACAACAAUGCAAUCCUCAAUUAAAUAUGGACUCAAUAGAACAUUUGCUAGGAUUAUCUCAUGGAGAUGUUAACAGUUUCCCAAAGGAUAGUAGAGCACAAAUGCAUUCCUCUACUUCAAUUCAAACUUCAUGUCUUGAAAAGCGAGUUAUCAAUGAAGCUGUUGUACAGGAUGACAUAG
This is a messenger RNA of Medicago truncatula (barrel medic), 1335 nucleotides long. RefSeq lists its product as uncharacterized. The transcript is spliced from 8 exons. The coding region runs from base 478 to 1029 and encodes 183 amino acids. NCBI's taxonomy places the organism in Eukaryota, Viridiplantae, Streptophyta, Magnoliopsida, Fabales, Fabaceae. The record is from RefSeq and is a predicted model, not a curated record.